AUGCAAUGGGUAUAUCUCUUGUUAUCUGUCAUUGGCAUUCUUGUGACCCUCACGUACAGCCCCGAAAGCAAGACACUCUUUCUCCCAUUCUUGCUUCAAGCUAUUUGGCUCUACAGUGCGUCAGAUCCUUCUCAAGUGUCUCUCGAAAUUCGUUGGUACACAAUCUGCACGGUUUUCUCUAUCACACUAGUCUAUGUGUUGUGCGAGCUCCUCCGGUGCACGUUUGGCUAUGAGAUGAGCACAGGCCACUGGAUCAGCGUCGCACUGCUUGCUAUAAUAUGCAUGCUUUCAGGCACUCAGCCUGGGAGUCCCUCGUGUGAAGCGCAUGGCGGGAAAGUCAUUGAGGUCGCUCAUCGCGAGCGCGACCCAGUCAUUGACUCGGGCCGUGACGAAGAAGACUCGCCAGGGCCGAUGAACAUGGCUCCUAGCGAAACGAUGGACAACUCUGUUCUGGGCGCGCUUUUUUUCACGCAUGUAUUCUCUCUCAUUCGGUGUGAGCGCCGCCGUGGUAUGCUGGGCUCCUUGGAUGUCCCUGUCCUUGGCGCGCACCUACAUGCUGAAGUCCUUGGACAUCAAGUCGAGCGCGCUUUCGGAAACGAUGCGCACAGCACGCAGCCAAGAGCGAUUGAGCUUGAGGGUUUUGAUGACCAAGAUGGCGUAGAAGAUGAGAACGCACCGCUCCUGCCCCAGAGGGAGCCGACAUCGCAGUCUAGCGACGAACCUGCAUUGUGGUCACCCAUCGCUCUCCGCCUGCUGGGAGCUCUAGUUCGUGCUAAUUCCACGCAGUUCUUCGUUAUCUGCAUCCUUACGAUGAUUGCUGUGCUUGCCUAUUAUGGGCCAGCAUUUUUCGCCAAUCGCAUUUUCCACGUGCUGGAGGCGGAUCAGGACUUGUCACUGUCACCAUAUGAUACACUGCAACAUGCGAUGCCGUGGGUAUUGGGUUUGUUUUUAACUGUGAUCGCGAGUAGCACUCUCCAAGGUGCAUUAUGGAGUCGCUUGGAGGGCUCGCUUGCUAUACGCCUAUCAACACAACUGUCAAUGCUGCUCUUUAACAAGACAUUGAAUCGGCAGCAUGUCGCCGACACAAGUAGUGAGGGCAAGGGUCAGCAGCAGGUCCUCGCCUUGCAGCUGGUCGAUCUAGAGCGCAUCGUGGGGAUGAGUUUUCAUUUGUUUGCUGGGAUCACGACUCCAUUGGAACUGUGUGUAGGUGGCUACUUUGCGUACCGAGUUUUGGGGAUCAGUGCGAUUGUGGGCUUGGGCACCUCAGUGCUGCUGAUGCCCGUCAUCGGCUUGCUGAGUCGCCACUUCCGCCUCGCAAAUGAAAAACUCAUGGCGUCUCGUGACAAGCGCAUGGCGCUCUUAAAUGAGUGCUUCCUGGGCAUACGCAUGAUCAAAUCCCAGGCCUGGGAACGCGUGUAUAAAACGAAAGUCGAAGACACGCGCUCUAGCGAGCUGGGUCAGCAACUGCGCACGUACGUAUAUGAGGCUAUGCUCUCAACGGUCUUGGAGGUAAAUCCUCUACUUGUGACGCUUGUGGCAUUCACUUUCUACACUCAAGUCCUGAAACAUACUCUUACGCCGGCGAUUGCAUUUACGUCACUCGCUAUUUUCACAGAGCUGCGCUGGACACUGGUGCUUUUGCCUCGUGCUAUCACCAGCUUUUUGCAGACGCUUGUGUCGGCGCGACGCGUGGGCGAAUUCCUUGUCAGCACAGAAGUGACGCCAUCGCCAUAUUCGAACUUUUUCGUUCGUCCCAGCGACUGCACGCUGCGCAUGGAGCAUGCGACGGUGUCAUGGCCUACUAUGCCUGGCCAGUCAUCGUUCAGGCUGAGUGACAUCAAUCUUGUCUUCUCACCUGGAAAGACGCUUAUUUGUGGCCGUGUCGGUGCAGGAAAGACUCUUCUUCUGCAUGCUUUACUUCACGAAGUGGAAGUCCAAAAGGGAGAGGUGAUUUGCCCACGCUCACCCCGACAAGGCGUGCCAUACAAUGCACAUUCGCGGGCAGAAGCACUUAGGGCUCUCGGAACGCCUGACUGGCUGCGAUCGGAUCUUGUUGCUUAUGCACCACAAGUGCCUUUCCUUAUGCAUACAACGAUUCGAGACAAUGUCUUGUUUGGCCUUCCAUUGGGCGAUGGAAAGCUCUAUCAAGCAGUGCUUGAGGCUUGUGGUCUCGCCCCUGAUCUCAAGUAUUUGGAGCAGGGUGACUUGACACCCGUUGGCGAAAAUGGGAUGGAACUGUCCGGUGGCCAAAAAGCGCGGGUGAGUCUGGCUCGUGCUGUGUAUUCGCGCGCCAAAAUUCUGCUAUUAGACGACAUUUUUUCGGCCGUUGAUGCACAUACAUCCAAGCACUUACUAGAGCGUUUGUUGAAUGGACCUCUCCUCAAGGGAAGAACGGUCCUUCUCGUUUCGCAUAAUGUUGAGCAAGUGGCCAAGAGCAUGGACCAAGUCGUAUAUCUAGAUGGGGGGCGUGUGGACUUCGCCGGCUCUCCCAAAGAGUUUCUUUCAUCGAAGCAAUACAUGGGCUGGCAGGAGUCUGACAACCAAGAGGAGCCUAAGCAUGAGGAUCCUGCUUUCUUUGCUGCGGAUGCGCCGCGUUUGUCUACGAGUGCCGUCAAACGUAACAUUGAGCGACGUGAAAAAGGUGGGAUUGCCUCGCACGUGUGGGGCGCGUACAUCCAAGCAAGCAGUGGGUGGGCCCUUUGUAUGAUCACCGUGCUCUUGUUCGCUCUGACGAACUUGUGGGGAUUGGUGACGAACCUGUGGCUGCGUGACUGGAGUGCGUCUGACGGUCGUGGUCAUACGAGCUCGUGGUGGCUCAUACGCUAUGCGGGACUGCUCCUCGUUGGGAUCAUGUUUGGAGUGCUGCGAUGGAUCGGCAUCUACACGAUGUCACUGCGUGCGUCGCGUGAGCUGUUCGAGCAGCUGAUUCGGCGCACAUUGCAUGCGCCUCUCCAAUUCUUCGACUCGAUGUCGCGAGGCCGCUUGCUUAAUCGGUUUGGCCAGGAUUUGGAAGUGCUUGACUCGAAGUUUGCCACUGCAAUUGCCGAUGUCGCAAUCCGUGUGACGCAGCUUCUAGCUACUAGCAUUGCGCUAUUUAUCGUCGGUGGAAUCGGCUUCGUGAUUGCUCUGUUUGUGCUAUUGCCCGUGUAUGGUGCUGUUGCACAAAUGUACAUCGCUGUUGCUCGAGAUCUCCAGCGCCUUCGUUCUACAUCACGCUCUCUUGUCGCGUCAUCGUUCACACACGCUGUACAUGGCGUCCAAGUGAUCCGUGCUUUCGGUGCACAAGAGCAUUUUGAGUGUGAAAUGAUGGGCCUACUUGACAACACGAACCGGUUCGUUUGGUGGGCUGCACAGGGUGGUCGCUGGGUCAGUCAAAUGUACAACCUAACCAGUUCCGUGCUUAUGCUCGUGGCAUGUGUGAUUAUGCUGCUUCAGCCACAUACGCCGGCCGCCACUAUUGACUUCUCUCUGACGUUCUUGAUUGACCUGAACUUCGUAUUGCUGAUCCUUAUGCGCAUGUACACUCAAUUGCAAGUGAAUGCUGUGGCUGUUGAACGAGUAUUUGAAUAUGCUGCUUCCAUUGAGCAAGAAGCCGCGCGCAUUAAAGAGCCGCGUCCACCAAGUGAGUGGCCAUCUAAGGGCGAUGUCCAAGUCCGUGAUCUGGUGCUUCGUUAUGCUCCCGACGCGCCUGACGUAGUUAAGCGCAUCUCUUUCUCUGUUCCAUCUGGCUCUAAGCUUGCCAUUGUAGGCCCAACAGGCAGUGGCAAGUCAUCCCUGUUUAACGCAUUUCUGCGUCUCUUGGAGCCGCAAAGCGGAUCAAUCGUCAUAGACGGUUGGAACAUUGGCCGUAUUGGACUUGAAGAUUUGCGUUCACGGUUGUACUUGGUGCCACAAGAUCCUGUGAUCUUGUCCGGCACACUUCGGAGUGUGCUGGAUGUGUUGGGGGAGUUCGACGAUGCCAAGCUUCUAGCUUGUCUUGAAGCAGUCCAUCUUGUAACUGAUGAUAACUCAGCUGGAAAAAGUCCAUUCUCUAACCUGGACAUGCCUAUUGCAGAGAAUGGUAGCAAUCUAAGCCAGGGUCAGCGUCAGCUACUGUGUGUGGCACGCGCCUUGCUGCACAAGUCACGCAUUGUUCUGUUUGACGAGGCAUCUAGCUGCAUUGACUAUACGACAGACAUGCGCAUCACCGAGACAGUACAUCAGGUGUUCGAUAAAUGUACCGUCAUCACAAUUGCCCAUCGUCUACGCACCGUCAUUGGGUAUGAUAAGGUCAUGUAUAUGGAUCAUGGGAAAAUCAUGGAGCUAGAUGAGCCUGCCAAGCUGCUCGACGAUAAAUCAUCACACUUUUACCGCCUAUGCAAGCAGACAGGCCCGGCCGAGUUCCAGUUCCUUGUCGAAGCAGCGAAACAGGCAGCGUCAAAACGUCAAGCUCCCCCGACUAUCGCCGCCUCCUCGUAG
Molecule: messenger RNA, 4458 nt
Organism: Malassezia globosa CBS 7966
Lineage: Eukaryota; Fungi; Basidiomycota; Malasseziomycetes; Malasseziales; Malasseziaceae
Exons: 1
Coding region: 1-4458 (1485 amino acids)
Biological process (GO): transmembrane transport
Cellular component (GO): fungal-type vacuole membrane
Molecular function (GO): ATP hydrolysis activity; ATP binding; ABC-type transporter activity
Source: RefSeq, a predicted model, not a curated record